Molecule: messenger RNA, 4300 nt
Organism: Tachysurus vachellii
Lineage: Eukaryota; Metazoa; Chordata; Actinopteri; Siluriformes; Bagridae
Gene: stil
Product: STIL centriolar assembly protein
Exons: 17
Coding region: 349-4050 (1233 amino acids)
Biological process (GO): mitotic spindle organization; protein localization to centrosome; smoothened signaling pathway
Cellular component (GO): centriole; centrosome
Source: RefSeq, a predicted model, not a curated record
CACAAUUUAUUUUUGAUUUAAUGGAGGCGUCUGUUUUGUUUUUACUUGACAAGCGCAUCACACACUGUUGCUAGCCUGUUGCUAACCUACCGAGUGAAGUAAACCAUUAACUAAUCCGUCAAACCGGAUUAAUUUUGCCGCGUAUGAUACCGCGGAGGAUGUUGGAAGUUAAACGGUUCAUGUUAUGAGACAUUUUUGCAGAGAAGCUAGCCAGAAGCUGCAUUUAGCUUAGCCAGCUAGCAUUUAGCUUAGCCAGCUAGCCGCCCUGGGUGGAGCAGAGGGCCGAGCGUUACAGAGCGACGGAAAUGCGCUGACUGAAUCCCUUACAAAGUUCAGAAUAGCGGAAACAUGAAUCGCAUACAGGUGAAUUUGCGAGGUUUGCCGUCUCAUGUAUUGGAAGCAGUGUGCAGACCAGAUACAGCACAAAACACCAGGUUACCAGAAAGCAUCAUCAGCCCUUUAACAUUUCCUAAAUCAAAAAUGCACCUUUGGGAUCCGACUUCUAAUGGAGAUCUGGUCAAUCUUCAUCUUACAUGCUACAGAAAGCCGAGGCUGCUACUCAUGGAGAAGGCGUUGCGUUUGGCUCAUCGUCAUGCACGACAGAGCAAGAAGCCACAGUUUUUCUGUUUCCUUAUUGGGACGCUAGUUGUGGAUAGCGAUGAGGAAGGUGUAUCGAUCACUUUGGAUCGGUUUGAUCCUGGCAGAGAGCAGCCUGAUGGCUCCACAAAAUCUCCGACUGCUCUCCUCCCUGGCGACGUCCUAGUGCCAUGCCUGUUUAACACUCAGCAUGUUCCUGACAGUACUGUGUACUCUGCACAUGACCUGGACAUCACCUUUAAGAUGUUGGAGCAUUCAUGCAGCAGCAGAGAGCCGAUGGAGCUGUGUAAGCUGAUAAGUCUGCGUGCGCGUCUCAGCUGUGUGGAGAACAUGGACCGGCUGAGCUUCAGCGUGCGCUGGGCAGGCGUGACGCUGGCAAGCUCACUAGAGGCCGUCCCUGUUCGUGUGCUGCCAAUCAUCCCUACUGCACUGGCCAGGAACCUGAGCAGCCCAGCCAGCAUGGCACAACCACUCCACACACACACUAAUACAAGGAAACGAGGAUUUCUGACCAUGGACCAAACCCGCAAGCUGCUUCUCAUCCUUGAGUCGGAUCCAAAGGUUUACACGCUUCCUCUUGUCGGCGUAUGGUUAAGUGGCGUUACACACAUCCACAACCCAGCAGUGUGGGCGUGGUGUCUGAGGUACCUGUACAGCUCCUCCCUCAAUGAAAGAGUGAUGUCGGAGGAUGAUGCGUUUCUGGUGGUCCUGUACUCGCUCACUCACCGGGAUCCUGAGUUUUACCAGUGCAAGCUGCAUGGGCUGAAAGAUGUGAGCUUUCAGCUUCUCAGCAGCAUAGAGUCCCUCACACUUUAUAAGAACGUGGAGCCAGCAGAGGGACGUUCGCUGCACUUUGAACUCUGUGCUGAGAGUCAGAAUCAGGAGGCUGAGCUCUUUAAAGAGGCACUGUCUCGUUCAGCGUUAUCAAGAGCUGGAGCUUCAUCUUCAGCUGCAGUCCAGAACAAACUGUCCAUCAGUGAUCAUGACUCAGGAGUGGAAGAUGAGGAUCUCUCUCCUCGGCCAUCUCCUAAUCCUCACCCCAUCAGUCAGCAGACUAGACAAAUCCAGCCUUCUGUCCCAGAACUCUCCAUGGUUUUGGAUGGCAGCUUCCUUGAUGGGAAGGUAGUGGAAUCCCAUGAACACUCCCUCAUGCAUCCUGCCCAAUCCAGUCUUCAGCUCAGGGGCUGUAGCAGUAAUACACCACCCUCCAACCCAAUACCACGACCAGCUGCUCAGAGUGGUAUGGCUGGUCCGCCACCAAUCAGGAGACCUCUGACCCCAGUUUUGUCCCAGCCAAAGCUAAAUAGAACACUCUCCUCUAUUGGGCACCAACCCUCCACAUGCAGGAAGUCUGUUUCCUCUGUGGUCCGAAGAUCAGGCAACAGCUUCUCUGCGUCAUCGUCUUCCUCAUCAUCGUCUUCACCCAAGACUGGUGCAUCCCCAAAUGGCUCUCUCCAUGAUCACACACCGAGAUCUGGUCACCAAAACCAAAAGAGCAAAAAGGUGACCAUCAUGUCAGAUCAGACACCACUUCUGCCUCCUUCUCAGCAUAUGGUGUUUCACAGCACCCCAGCUUUUAACUCUACCUGCAGCUGCUGCCCCACACACCAUGCCCACAUGCCCAUGUACCAGGGCAGUACCUGGCAAGGGACUCCGUCUCCACCAGUGCAGAACCCUGUGUAUUGUCCUCCUGAUGGCAGUCCACGUCGGGACUGCAGUCUCUCCACUUCCAGACCUGCGUUAUCUCUGCCAUGCCGCGUCUCACCUGCUAAGAGCCCUGUGUGUCAUGCUGGUAUUCCCCUGCACUACACUCCAUUACAUGGGCAACACGCCCCCAACACCAACCCCUGUGGUGGAGCUCUGGACCAGGCAGUGCCUGUGUGUCAGACUCAGUGCUGCCACCACCAGCCUGGUCCAGUGGCAGUCAGUGCACCAGACAUAGGCACGGGCCUUCUUCCUGCUGAUGCUUACAGGAUGCUAAUGGAGCAGGACCGGCAGCUGAAGCAACUGCAGGCUCAGAUCCAGAAACUUCUUGAUGCCCAGAACAAGGUGUCAGAGCCACUUGCAGCCUCUCCAGAGGUGCAGCAGGAGCAGGCCAUUCAGACCUCUACACUUUCUGACCCCCUAAAGAAGACAAGUGUGAGCAUCGCAGUAGGAACAGGAGCCAGUUUGUUCUGGAGCUCUCCCAGUCACAGCUCUGUACAUGAAGGUCAGUCUAUUGAGUGUCAUUCUGAGGCUAACAGCACAGUGUCCUCCAGACUCAGCUCAGAGAACAUCCUCCAUAGUACAGAAGAACAGAGCCCUGCAACACCUCGACACUCCACGUCAUCACCACAACACAACACAUCAGAUGCAGCAGUUUCUUUUCAGAGUCCUGUGCUAGGAGAGAGUGCAAGCAUGUAUUACAACUCUCAGUCUAAAGACACAGAGGGCUUCUCUCAAAACAGAGAAAUACCUGAUCAUAGAUUUUAUCAAGAGUUACUAGGCCAAGUGAAAAGCCGUCUCCAAGACAGUGUAACUGAAGAAGAAAAAAUGGAGCAAGAUGUGCACAGCCUUCAUCCCAGACACAGUCUGUCACCAAGGAAUUCUCCUCCAAGUAAACCUGCACUCAGAGAGCAAAAUGCUGAAGGUUUAGAAGACGACCGGGUGUUCAGCGCCACACUAAAACAGCUGCAGAGCCUCGGCGUCAGCGUGGAGCUUGAUACAGGAAAGUCCAUCCGCAGCACUGUAGAGAGUGCCAGCACACUGGCUUGCAUAAACCCAGAGGCAGUCAUCCCAAGGCUGGCGCUCUCUGAGCCAGUGGGCACCAGCAUCUGUGGGUUGAGCAGCGGCGUGGAUCUGAGUUUAGAAGCCAAUGCCAUCGCUCUAAAGUACCUCAGCGACUCUCAGCUGUCCCGUCUGUCACUGGGAGGCAAGUCUCCUGGAGCCCAGUCCAACGCCAGUGCACUGCUUUUUGGAAGAACUCCGCUGGAUAAGAACAGCACUGGACUGAGCAUUCUUUCUCCCAGCAACAUGUCACUAGCCACCUGCAAGUACAUGAAGAAAUAUGGACUGAUGGAACGUGGAGAGGAACAGGAUGACUGCAGCAUGAGAGCACAGACUGACUCUGCGCUUGGCUGCUCCAUGCAACUUGACACAUCAGAAAACAUUUUGCGAGAGAAGGAAACUGGUUUUAUUCUAAAAAAUGUAACUAAUAAGAAGCCUGAGCCACUUUUCUCUGAUCAAGAAUCUCAAAGCAAGCUAAUACGAGACCUGAAGCCUAAAAUGCAGCUUCUUACUCGCACAAAAACAAGCGCAGAGAAGGAGAACGUCCCGAAAGAGAUUAUUUCUCAACCUCAGCGGCGAUCCUCUUUAUCUGACAACCAGAGACUUGCUUUAGUGGCAGAAAAUCAAGGCUCUGUUGGGAAUUUUCUCGACCUCAGCAGGUUGCGACAGCUCCCUAAACUGUUUUAAAUACUUUUCAUAUGCAGGAAUUGUAUGGAUCUGAAAUUGUUUACCUUUUAAUUGUGCCUUUCUUAAGAAUGUACAUUUACCACUAAUGCUUGUAUAUUUUAUGCUAUUAUGAAGUUUUUAAUGUGUUUGUGUGUCGUAUUGUACAGUCUGGAAUACUUUAGCUUUCUUUUAUGGUGUUGUUGGUUGUAUUUUCUUGUGGCUGUAGAAAGUGAUGCCAGUCCUUUUAUGAAUUAAAGAACCUUAAACAGAA